Molecule: messenger RNA, 1010 nt
Organism: Haliotis rufescens (red abalone)
Lineage: Eukaryota; Metazoa; Mollusca; Gastropoda; Lepetellida; Haliotidae
Exons: 3
Coding region: 51-1010 (319 amino acids)
Source: RefSeq, a predicted model, not a curated record
AGGGUUAACUGAUAAUACGUUGAUUGAUUGAAAAUACCAGAGUAUGCUGCAUGAAGAACAUUAAAAAAACUAAUGACAAACAGUUGUCAUUUUAUACAGGUCUACAGAAUGUUAGUGUAUUUAUGGACAUUUGCAGCGAGACUUCUCAUCAUGUCAAUAGGAAGAAGAACAAGCUUUCUGAUGAGGAUGAACUCCUCCUAACUCUGAUGAAAUUGAGGAAGAAUUUAUGCAUGCAGGACUUGGCAUACAGGUUUGGUAUAUCUAAGUCAUCGGCUACGAGGAUCUUUCACGCAUGGCUUGAUGUACUGUACAUCCACCUUGGAAGACUAGUGAUGUGGCCUGAUACUAUUGAAAUGCACCUACCCAAGUGUUUCCGCAACAAGAUUUUCAGAAGAGUAAGAUGCAUCAUUGACUGUACAGAAAUCUUCAUCGAGAGAGCCAGUAACAACAAAGCCAGAUCCCAGACUUACUCAAGGUACAAGCAGCACAACACAGUGAAGUUCCUUAUUGGUAUCAGUCCAUCAGGAGCCAUCAUCUUUCUGUCCCCUGUAUGGGGUGGACGAGCCAGUGACAAGACCAUAACUCUUACAAGUGGCAUCAUUGACAAGUUUGUGCCAGGUGAUGUUGUUCUGGCUGACAGGGGCUUUUUCAUCGACACUGAAUUAGCAACUCGAGGGGCACAGCUUAUGGCGAGGUACACAGCAGGUACUGUUUCAAGGUCCCCUUCACAACAAGAACUCUACAAAGGAACACUGUAUCCACUGGAAGUGUGUCGUGAAAACUUGCCGUGUAAGAGUUACACCACUCCUGAUAACCACGGCCCACAAGAACCUGACACUGUUAGAUUUGUCAGUAACAUGAGGAAGAGGGCAAGAGAAGAGAUCACCCCGAUGCCAACCCUGUACCAGGAAGCAGUUGCCCAACAAGAUCCUGAAGUAGUACCAAGAAGAUCCUGGGGUCAGACGCUGGGUGAGAAGAGCAUCAUCCCUGGCUCUGUUACCGGAAGCUGA